AUGACUGUAGAAUCAGUGGAAGCCAUAGAUAACGUUAAAGGAAAAGGAGAGCGUGACGUCACAGACCUCACCCUCCUCCCCGGGUCACACAGCUUUCCCUUCGCUUUUCAACUUCCACAACAACCCAUCCCCUCCCCAUUUGAGACGAGGUUUGGGCAUGUGCGGUACACAGCGACGGCCACCGUGUCCCUCAGGCGAUCCCUGGGUAACAAGGUGUACAACACAGUAGUCGUGUUCAACAUGGCCGGGCCAACCGUGGAUCUGAACCAAAUGGCCGGCGUGGAGUUAGGGGUACAGCGGACUUUCGAGCACCGUGACUUUCUUGGCUUGACCGGACGUCAGACGGAAGUCACGAUUGGUCUACCCAAACAAGGUUAUGUACCCGGCGAACGAAUUUACGUCACUGGUCAUGUGGACAACUCCAGUGGCCAAAAGCAGACGAGGACUUUUGAGGCACGUCUAGUUGAGAGAAUCACAUACAUCCGCAGUUACGGCACGUACUUCCAAAAAGCAAAUUUGGCGAUAGCAUCUUCGAGGGUCAAGCUUAGGAAGGGUGAGAAGACAGAUUUUAGCAUUGGGCCACUGCUGAUUCCUCCCGUGCCAUCCACGGGACUGCCUGGCUGCAAUCUGAUAGAUAUUGAAUACUACGUCAAGGUUCGAGACUGCAAAGCGAGCCACACGGUGAAACACCCGGUAACUGUUGGAACUGUGCCUCUCCGUGAACCUAGCCUCCAUUCCGGCGGUGAACCGCCACAUGACGGCCAAACAAAACAAGCCACUGGGCAAGCCUCUCCCAGUCGUCACUUUGCAGCGACUGCAGCACCUGUCCAAGACUACAUGAUGACCUUUGAAGAAGGAAUGAAGUUUGAAGUAGUCGACGAUAUAGUACAGGGCCGGUCCGCUCCACUCUACAAUUACUUCCACAUGCCGGACAAGCCGCCUGAUACUUCAGCAGUCAAAGUUUAA
Patiria miniata (bat star) is the source of this 966-nucleotide messenger RNA. Its product is annotated as arrestin domain-containing protein 1-like. The record is from RefSeq and is a predicted model, not a curated record. Gene Ontology annotation, cellular component: cytoplasm. The coding region runs from base 1 to 966 and encodes 321 amino acids. Lineage: Eukaryota; Metazoa; Echinodermata; Asteroidea; Valvatida; Asterinidae. Gene Ontology annotation, biological process: protein transport. The transcript has 6 exons.